Messenger RNA from Penicillium olsonii, 2577 nucleotides. The record is from the annotation of a GenBank genome assembly. Lineage: Eukaryota; Fungi; Ascomycota; Eurotiomycetes; Eurotiales; Aspergillaceae.
AUGGGCGACGAGAAGUUUGAUUACCAGGCCGUCCCCAUCCCCUCAUACGCAGAAGCCACCGGCCAACCCUCCUCCUCGCGAUCAGACCUGGGUGAUGGAACCGAUGUGGAACGAGAAGGCCUGCUCGCUCGCGAGAAUCGUCGCGAUGUCCCCCGCGGUUACCACCCACCCACCGUGGAAUCCGCGCGCACCAGUCUCGAUGACCUCGAAUCCGCCGCCUCCCACUCGGAUCGGGGGUCGACCGAAGAACUACGAAGAGAGCUAGACCAAAUGGACGUGGAUGAUUCCGCGACCUCGCGGACCGGACGCCCUCCCUUACGACAUCGAUUUUCCAAGCAACUCUCUAGCCUAAGCCGUGCGCUGUCCAACAUCCAACGUCCGUUCCAAAGAUACAUGCCCAACUUCCGCUUCACAAUAAACGUGGGGGAUGUGAGGUCGCGCUUGAAAGAUCAAGGUUGUAUUAUGCUCUUACGGCUAUUUGCCCUCUUACUAGUGGUUUCUCUGGUCUACGUGUUCUUCAUCGCCGAUAUCUUCAAUAUCAACAGUCGCAUGGCCAUGGGUCAGCAAUACAGUGCGGCUUCCGUCGAAAACUUCAUCCAAGGUCACAUCAACGAAACCAACAUCGCCGAGAAUUUGCGCCGAGUCACAAACUACACCCACGUCGCCGGCACAGAGGGCAGCUUUGCACUGUCACAGCUCAUUGAGCAAGAGUUUCACAAAGCAGGCUUUGACGAAGUCUCGCGGGAGGAGUUCCAGGUCUACCUCAACUAUCCCCGCCAGGAUGGGAGACGGGUGGCAAUCAUUGAUCCACCCAAUUUGGCAUGGGAGGCCAAGCUAGAGGAGGACAAUGCCAAAGAUCUAGUCUUCCACGGACAUUCCAAGUCAGGAAAUGUCACAGGACAUUUGGUGUAUGCCAACUACGGUUCCCGCGAGGACUUCAAGCUGCUCGCAGACAAGGGAAUAGCAUUGCAAGGCUCCAUCGCCUUGGUUCGUUACUACGGAACCGAGUCUGACCGUGCUUUGAAGAUCAAGGCUGCCGAACUUGCCGGUGCGGCCGGCUGCAUCAUCUACUCUGAUCCUGCCGAAGAUGGAUUCGUCCAUGGCCCGGCCUACCCCGAAGGCCGGUACAUGCCCAGUGAUGGCGUGCAAAGAGGCGGUGUUAGUAUGAUGUCGCAGGUGGUUGGAGAUGUUCUCUCCCCCGGGUGGGCAUCUACGCCGGGAGAGAAACAUCGUUUAUCCCCGGCGGACAGUCUUGGGCUGCCCAAGAUUCCCAGUCUUCCCCUUGCCUGGCGUGACGCACAGCGGCUCUUGCAAGGCCUGAAGGGCCAUGGCUCAAAAGUACCGAAAGAGUGGGUAGGAGGUGUACCCAAAGUGGACUGGUGGACCGGUGAUCAGAACUCCCCGGUCGUCCACCUGAUGAAUCUGCAAGAUGAAGUAGAACGACAACCCAUUUACAACAUUCACGCCAAAAUCAUUGGAAUGGACGAGCGUGAUAAAAAGAUCAUUGUUGGCAAUCACCGAGACUCCUGGUGCAUGGGAAGUGUUGACCCUGGAAGUGGCACGGCCGCGUUCCUGGAGGUUGUACGUGCCUUUGGUGAGCUGCUCACCUACGGCUGGCGGCCAAUCCGCACCAUCGAGUUUGUUAGUUGGGAUGGCGAAGAGUAUAACUUGAUUGGCUCAACGGAACAUGUUGAGAAAGAAGUUGAUGACCUUCGCGCAAAUGCCUAUGCCUAUCUAAACGUCGAUGUCGGCGUAGCUGGCCCUGACUUCCGCGUAUCGGCGUCACCUGUCUUUGAACGCACGGUGAUGCAAAUUUUGGGCCGACUUUCAGACCCAUAUGCGAACGCCACGCUGAAAGAUCUUUGGGAGAAGAAGGGCUCAAAAUUCGAACCCCUUGGCGCAGGAAGUGAUUAUGUUGCAUUCCAAGAUAUCGCUGGCACCUCGAGCAUUGACUUUGGAUUCGAGGGCGAGCCCUAUCCCUACCACAGCUGCUAUGAGACUUAUGACUGGAUGGUCCAGAAUGUUGACCCCGACUUCCAAUACCACAAGAUCUUGGCCCAGUUCUGGGGACUCCUCUUGCUUGAUCUAUCGGAGAAUCUCAUGUUGCCAUUUGACAUGGAAGCCUAUGGCAAUUCUGUCGGCGGAUGGGUGAAAGACCUGGACGCGUACGCAAAGUCAAAAAAUGCCAAGGUGGACAUGCAGCCUAUGUUCAACGCCUCGGCAGAGAUGAAGGCCAAAACCGCUCAGUUCCAGGCAUGGAACAACAUCUGGCAUGAUACCGUGUGGGGCAUGGGAGGAUAUGAAAGCAAUGUCAUGGCAGUACAGCGAGUCAACCAUAACGCUCGAAUGGCCAAAUUUGACACCAAUCUCCUUGACCUGGCGGAAGGUGGAGGCAUUCCCAACCGUACCCAGUUCCGCCACGUUAUCUUUGGCCCAGAGCUGUGGUCCGGAUACGAUUCCUCGUUGUUCCCUGCUAUCCGAGACAGCAUUGACACAGGAGACUGGAAGCUUACCCAGCACUGGAUCGACCGGGUCGCCCAAGUCAUUCACCAAGCCAGCGACAAACUUCUCCACUAA